AUGUCUGAACCAUUAGAAGGCAAUCAAUCUACACCUCAACCACAAGACGCAGAGUCGGAGCAGGUGCUAGGCGGUGGCGCCCCCGACGUCAAGCCCUCCGUUGACAGUAACGGCAAUCCUGUCAAUGGAGAUGACGAAAAGAAAGUUAGCGAAGGAGCACCUAGACAUAUAAAUUUAAAAGUCACCGAUAAUAACACCGACAUCUUUUUUAAAAUCAAGGACACUACUCAGUUGAAGAGGUUGAUGGAGGCGUUCGCCAAGAGAUUAGGGUGCAAUGUUGAUUCGUUGAGGUUCAUGGCCGAUGGUGUUAGAGUUGAGGCCGAGAAUACUCCAAGGGAUUUGGAUUUGGAAGAUGGCGAUGUUAUUGAAGCUCAUCGUGAACAGAUUGGUGGUGCUAGUUUUUGA
Messenger RNA from Lodderomyces beijingensis, 405 nucleotides. The record is from the annotation of a GenBank genome assembly. NCBI's taxonomy places the organism in Eukaryota, Fungi, Ascomycota, Pichiomycetes, Serinales, Debaryomycetaceae.